Molecule: messenger RNA, 894 nt
Organism: Gasterosteus aculeatus aculeatus (three-spined stickleback)
Lineage: Eukaryota; Metazoa; Chordata; Actinopteri; Perciformes; Gasterosteidae
Product: receptor activity-modifying protein 1
Biological process (GO): intracellular protein transport; protein localization to plasma membrane; calcium ion transport
Cellular component (GO): membrane; cell surface; signaling receptor complex
Molecular function (GO): coreceptor activity
Source: RefSeq, a predicted model, not a curated record
GGAGGGGGGGGUAGCGUGCAGUUUGCCCCCUUGUCCCUGUCCCUCUGUUAUCUUUCACGUUGGUGUGUGUGUUUCUGGGUGUGUGUGUGGGCCAGUGGCUGUGAUACAUGGAGGAAGAAGGAAAAGGCUGCUGUUGAUUCCCCCCCCACCACCCCAGGGACUGAGCAGAAUGCGUGAAAGCGCCCUGGAGGAGCUCGCCAUGGCUGCGCAGCGCGCGUCGCUCCUCAUGUUGUUGUUGGCAGUCCUUCCGUCUGCAUCCGGGUGCAACAGGGGCUUCUACGAGAGGAUCAACGACAUGUGCUUGGUGAAGUUCAAACUGGACAUGGGAGGGCUGGACCGAGGCCUGUGGUGCAGCUGGCCGGACACCAGCGAGAUCUAUGAGGGGCUGACAAACUGCACUUACCAGGUGGCCUCGAGGAUGGACUGCUUCUGGCCCAAUCAGAUGGUCGACCGCUUCUUCAUGGAGAUUCACCGCGACUUCUUCCGCGACUGCGCUCUGACUGGCCGGCUCCUGCACGAGCCGCCGACCAGCGUCCUCGCCCCGUUCAUCGCCGUGCCGGUGCUGGUCACCCUGCUCAUGACCGCCCUGGUGGUGUGGAGGAGUAAACGCACUCAGGGGGUUUUGUAGGGACUCGAGGCUUGACAAUAUGUGUGGAUCUUCUGAGGGAGGCAAUGAUGGACUAUGUGGUAAAAGCUGUUUUUUGCAUCCUCUGACGUUUGAGGCCCUUAUAUCCAUAGAUAAUUAAAUAAUUUCCGUGUUAGUAUAAAUAUCUUUAAUAACUGCAGACUUACAUACGACUGUGUGUUGUAGAUGCAUUCUUUGGCCAGAGAGUGUCUGAGUUUGUGAAAAGUAAUAAAAUGUGUUUGGGAUUCAGGGGAAUUGUAGGCCACCAA